Molecule: messenger RNA, 897 nt
Organism: Pocillopora meandrina
Lineage: Eukaryota; Metazoa; Cnidaria; Anthozoa; Scleractinia; Pocilloporidae
Source: the annotation of a GenBank genome assembly
AUGGAAACGUGGUUUUGGGUUCUCGGCUGGUUCCUCAGUAUUCUCACGAUGGUUGUAAAUGGAUUUGUCAUCCUCCUCGUCUGCAGGAAACGUCACCUUCGCACCAAAACCAACACAUUCAUCGUGUCUUUAGCAGUGGCUGAUUUUGGUGUCGGGAUGCUUGCUGUUCCUUUACGCUUUUUUUGCAGCCUUGCAAUCGAAUGCACUCUACGCUCAAAAGAGAGAUUAAUUGUGACAUUUGUAGAGAUGAUCAUUAUUUACACCUCUGGAAUAAACUUGUUUAGUUUAGUACUGGAACGUUAUAUUGCUGUUGUGAAACCUUUGAAAUAUUUGACUUUUAUGAAGCGCCGUCGAGUCAUUCAAAUGGUUCUAACAUCUUGGGGAAUUCCUUUUCUUUUCACUCUUACUUUAGUUUCGUUGAUUAAACUUAGUGCAAUCGAUCUUGCCAGGACUUUCAGCAGCUACUUGGGUUUGCUUGUUGAGGUAAUCUUGUGCGUAAUUCUUAUCUUUCUUCUUGCAUCCAUGUUUCUUGUUGUUUACAAUCUGAACUCUAGAGAUCGCACUUUAGCCAAGCAAUUGCGGUUUAAUCAACUGGUCGUUAGAGCUAAAACUCAGAACAUGUCAGCAGUAAAAUGGGUGGCUUUGAUAACGUGUGUGUUUUUAUCGUGUUAUGGAAUAAUGAUGCGUUGUAGUUUGUUACUUUUAACUGAUAAUCAAUCAUGUAACGAUUCUUAUUUCAAAAUACCUCUACGAGUUAUUAACUCUGGAAUAAACCCUAUAGCUUAUGCUUUCUUCAAAAGAGAUAUAAAACGAGAAUUUAAAAGGCUUCUCGAUCUGCAGAAGGCGUCGUUAAUAAACAACAGAAUAGUUCCGACGCAAGAGCAACAGAGUAGUUAA